GUCUGUGUUCAAAUUCAAACACAGAUAAGGAAAAAAAAAAUAGGUUAUGUUUAGGGCCAAAACUCCAGAUUCCAGAACUGCUCCAGAACCAUAACUCAGAGAAAAAGCUGGCGGGCGGCGGCAGAAAGGAAAUGUCAAUUCGAUUUAUACUUUGUGUGUGUACUGUGUAGUCUGUGUAGUUUGUCUUUGUACAUUGUUUUGUUUAUAUACCAAUUUCAAUAAUCAAAAAUUUCAUCCGUGCUAUAAAAAUACGUUUGAGGACACGAGAAUAAGUGGAUUAUUUUGGAAUAAAUAACAGGGAAAACAUUCAGAAAUUUACAUGAGAGUGGGUCUGGUGAUUAAUUUUUUUAGUUCAUACUUCAAUCUUUACUCUCCAGUUACUCCUCAUAGCCAUGGUUUCUUACUUUACAAUUGAUGCUACUGGCGAGAAUACGAACUUUCAGAAGGAGAUCUCGAAUAUGAUGCACGGUUUCGGCGACAAUCCGAACCCGAAUGCCGCUACAGUAGUUUUAGUAGAAGAUAUCGUACUUCAACAACUAAGAUCAAUGCUGCAAGAAGCUUCGAACUACUCAAUAUUAAGAGGCAGUACAGAAAUAUCGAAUCACGAUAUUAUUUUCUUAAUGAGAAAAAACCCUGUGAAACUGAGAAGGCUCUACAAUUAUCAGCUUAAAAUGGACCUCAUAGAUGCAACCCGUCCACAUGUUGCUAAUCCUCCGACUGCUCUUUUAACAAAAAUAGGUUUAGAAGAUGAUAAAGACAGAAUUAAAAAGAAACGUACACACACUGAUGUUAUAAGCGAAAUUGAUGAAGCAGAUGAAGUAAGUUUGGUUAAGUUUGAUGCUAUUGAUUAUUUGAGGAAAGUUAGAGCUGCUAAGAUUACAGAGUCUAUGUCCUUUGAGAAAUAUGAAGCUUACCAUAAAGCGAGAUGUAGUUCAUUUCGUUCAGGCUAUGGUUUGAAUAGAGGAUUUGUGAAACUAGAACAGUGGAUAAAUCCCACGGGCGAGUUGCAGAUAACACAGUUAGCAUUAGAAGUAUUAUGUUUUCUUGCAUAUGAGACAGUUGCAGAAUUAGUUGACGCAGUAUUUUUGAUACGGCAAGACAGUAAAAAGAAAAGUGGAGAUCCUUUCAGCAAGUUUGAAGGAGGUUACUUUUGUAAUCCGCAAAGUUUGAAUAACGCUGUUUAUAUUAAAUCUGGGUAUGAAGGUGUUCCCGCUAUCACUGUAGCUGAAGUUAGAGAAGUGUUGAGAAGAUAUUUUACACCUACGACUGGUAUUAAUGGUUUAUUUUAUAGAAAUAUGAGUAAUGAUUUGCCCGUUAGAUAUAUUGCUUUAUGAGAAUAAGCCCAUUUUUUAUCAUCCCAUGACAUUGAUAUUCACUAUGUAUAAUCCCCUAAUUACAAAACAAAUUUUACAGGAAAGUGCUUCAGAGUUUCAAACACAUGUUCUACUUAAUGUAAAGUCAUGAAAUCUAUGCUAAUAUUAUAAAGAGAUAAAGUUUGUAAAUUUGUUUGUAGGAAGUAAUCUGAAACUACUGAACCAAUUUUAAAAAUUCUUUCACCAGUUACAUUAUUCCUGGGUAAAAGACUAUAUUUUAUUUU
Maniola jurtina (meadow brown) is the source of this 1597-nucleotide messenger RNA. Its product is annotated as transcription initiation protein SPT3 homolog. Lineage: Eukaryota; Metazoa; Arthropoda; Insecta; Lepidoptera; Nymphalidae. The record is from RefSeq and is a predicted model, not a curated record. The transcript has a single exon. Gene Ontology annotation, biological process: transcription by RNA polymerase II. Bases 393 to 1334 code for a protein of 313 amino acids. Gene Ontology annotation, molecular function: protein heterodimerization activity; transcription coactivator activity.